This is a messenger RNA of Macroventuria anomochaeta, 416 nucleotides long. RefSeq lists its product as uncharacterized. NCBI's taxonomy places the organism in Eukaryota, Fungi, Ascomycota, Dothideomycetes, Pleosporales, Didymellaceae. The record is from RefSeq and is a predicted model, not a curated record. The coding region runs from base 110 to 328 and encodes 72 amino acids. The transcript has a single exon.
CGACUGCUCUGCUCGCCGGUCGUACCGCCCAGUGUUUGCGGGGUAGUUUGGUUGUCAUGGUAUUGUAUUGCAGGUGAGCAGAAGCUUGAUAUAAGCUACCUAUCACGUGAUGGCGAUCGGUGGGAUCCUUCACUUCCUCCAACACCCAGCUUUAUUACAAGGCCUCUGCAGUCUUUGUUCAAUCUGGGGUCGCGCGAUGUCUUCGACAUCGUACGUAUCGAUAACAUGGCUCAACAAGCAAGCAAGCACAUCACGAAGCACGGACCGGAGCGGAUGCCGAAUUAUGUCCUGUGGCGCGUCCAUUGGCACUUGUUGUGUGCAGGCCUGAAAGUCAGCGAUCCCUCGAGUUCUUGAUGACGAGUUUGUUCUUGUAGCCGAUAUCAAAUUUAUAGAAGACCGUGUCUCGAGUAUAUGCG